Molecule: messenger RNA, 803 nt
Organism: Hibiscus syriacus
Lineage: Eukaryota; Viridiplantae; Streptophyta; Magnoliopsida; Malvales; Malvaceae
Product: dihydroceramide fatty acyl 2-hydroxylase FAH1-like
Exons: 7
Coding region: 90-803 (237 amino acids)
Biological process (GO): fatty acid metabolic process; lipid biosynthetic process
Cellular component (GO): endoplasmic reticulum; membrane
Molecular function (GO): fatty acid 2-hydroxylase activity; iron ion binding
Source: RefSeq, a predicted model, not a curated record
CCACACAUUUUGAUUCUCUUACAAAUUACAACCCUAAAUCCCUCCUCUCUGUUCAUCAUUUCAAUCUCACUCUUAAGCUUCCUGCAGACAUGUCCGGAAAGGGUUUCACUGUUGAUUUGAGUAAACCCCUUGUGUUUCAGGUUGGUCACCUUGGGGAAACUUAUCAAGAAUGGGUUAGCACGCCUAUUCUGACCGAGGAAAGUCCUCGGUUUUUCGAGAGUGAUUUCUUGGAGAUGUUCACUCGGACACUGUGGUGGGUAGUGCCGGUCAUAUGGGUGCCUGUUGGAUUAUAUUUCAUCAGAUUGUCAUACACCAUGGGCCAUACACUUCCCAUUGUGGUCAUACUGGCUAUUGUUGGGGCCUUUGUAUGGACAUUUAUCGAGUAUUGUUUUCAUCGUUUCCUUUUCCAUAUCGAUACUACUAGUUAUUGGGGAAACACCUUUCACUAUCUCAUCCAUGGUUGCCACCACAAGCAUCCUAUGGAUGGCCUAAGGCUUGUGAUUCCACCUGCAGAAGCUGCUAUACUAGCCCUAAUGUUUUGGAAUCUGUAUGGGAUUUUGUUCACUCUCUCGACAAGGCCCGUAAUGUUUGGAGGUGGAUUGAUUGGAUAUGUUAUGUAUGAUAUGAUCCAUUACUAUGUACACCACGGUCAGCCCACCAAGCAAAGUCUUAAAAGCCUUAAGAAAUAUCACUUGAACCAUCACUUUAGGAUUCAAAACAAGGGUUUUGGGAUAACGACGGCGUUAUGGGACGGAGUUUUUGGAACCUUACCAACAACGAAAGCAGCAGAGAAGAGCGGAUAG